AUGGGGAUGCUUAUUCUAGAGGAUAGGAUGGAACAUGUUCCUGGCACCACUAGAUAUUUUGAUGACCCGGAAAGACCCCAAGUCGCAAGUGCUGCAUCUGCCGGCUUGAAGUGUGAUACAUCGGGUCCUGUUCCUAUCAUUCUCGUCCCGCAACCCAGCGAUGACCCCAGGGAUCCACUGAAUUGGCCAUUAUGGAAGCGCGAUGUUAUCCUCCUGGUCCUCUCAGUCGUUUCGAUAUUCGCAACCUGUCUGGGUCCUAUCCUCGCUGCGAAUACCCUAACUCUGUCAUUGCAUUUCGAGUUACCAUUUACAGAGAUUGCGAUUCUGACGGGGUACUAUCUGAUGGGCGUAGGAGCUGUUGGAAUCUUCUACAUACCGUCGGCUAGAAUAUGGGGCAAGAGACAUCAAUUCCUUCUUGGGACGGUCAUCUUGAUUUUCUCAAGUGCUUGGGGAGGUGCUUCCAAAUCUUACGCAAGUCUGGUUUGGGCAAGGAUAUUCCAAGGGAUAGGAACAGCUCCCUUCGAAGCUUUAGUCAACGCUACCGUUGGCGAUAUAUAUUUUGUUCAUGAACGUGGUAAACGUAUGGCUUUGACUAACCUUGCAGUGUUUGGUGGUUGCUUCUUUACACCAAUUCUAGUUGGUAAAAUUACCCAUACAAUUGGUUGGCCAUGGUCGUUCUACUUUGUCGCUAUCUUCGUUGGAGUUUGUCUUCCACUUGUGAUCUUUUUCGUUCCCGAAACCGCAUAUGUACGACCUCUUCAUUUUGACACCGAUCUGGCAUCUACCGAUGAAAUAGACCAAUUUAUAUUGAAACCAGGUCAUGAAUUAGAACAAAUACUUCGGGGACCUAAUACGACAGAAACCACCGUCACAGCAAAUAGUAAUGGUAGCUUGUCCCCGCAUGAUAAACCUAGAACGCACAUUUCAUAUGGCAAAGGUAAAUCGAAUUACAGGAGCACUCUCAUGCCAUUUAGUGGUCGCUACUCCGAUGAAAGUUUCUGGAAACUUUGUUUGCGCCCAUUCCCUCUGUUUUUUCAACCAGCAAUCUUUUGGGCCUGUCUUAUUCAAGGGGCCCUUAUUGGCUGGACCGUCUUCAUUGGAAUCAUUCUUGCGGCAAUCUUUCUUGGCCCUCCUCUUUUCUGGGACGAAGUCAAAACUGGUUAUGCAUAUACGGGUGCGUUCGUCGGCGCGAUUCUUGGCUUCAUUGUCGCGGGUGUUCUCUCUGAUUGGAGUGCCAAAUAUAUGACGAGAAAGAACAAGGGUAUAUACGAGCCAGAAUUCAGAAUCUUAUUGGUGAUUCCACAGUUUAUCUUUGGGUGCGCGGGGCUAUAUGGAUUUGGGAUUACGGCAAAUAGACCAGUGGAUUUUGGCUGGUUUUGGCCAAUUUUCUUCUUUGGCUUAGAGGUUAUGGGAAUGGUCAUUGGAGCUGUGGCUAGUUCUCUUUAUAUUGUUGAUGCGCACAGGGACAUCGCUAUCGAAGCAUUUACUUGCCUUUUGAUAUUUAAGAACUUCUUCAGUUUUGGCCUCACAUGGAGUGGAUACGAGUGGCUUGUUAAGAAUGGCGUUUAUGAUACCUUUAUGAUCAUUUCAAGUAUCCAGGUUGGCAUUUGUCUGCUAAGUGUUCCAAUGUAUGUAUUCGGAAAGCGGAAUCGGGCGUUCUUUCACAAGCAUGAUAUCCUUGGACUUUUGGGUUUGAGGUGA
Messenger RNA from Botrytis deweyae, 1701 nucleotides. RefSeq lists its product as uncharacterized. Gene Ontology annotation, molecular function: transmembrane transporter activity. The transcript is spliced from 6 exons. Gene Ontology annotation, biological process: transmembrane transport. The record is from RefSeq and is a predicted model, not a curated record. The coding region runs from base 1 to 1701 and encodes 566 amino acids. NCBI's taxonomy places the organism in Eukaryota, Fungi, Ascomycota, Leotiomycetes, Helotiales, Sclerotiniaceae.